UUACACGCUCGAGAGCAAUUCACCGUAUCGAUGGUUGUAACUCAAUAUUGCAAAACUUGUCAUUUCGAUUUCAUUGUCGUUGUGGGUACAGUUUGCCGCUACGUGAAAGAUUUGGGUUAUGAGUGUAUAGAAUGGUUAGUGUAGUGCGAAACUGAUAAGAAGAGGAACUAGUGAGACGCAUCUUUAUUUCCAAAGUUCCAUUACCUACAGAUGCUAAUUAAUGCCGUCAUUUGCAUUCGCUAACUUGAUUGGAAUGACAUUCACGCCUUCAGAUUGGUUUCAUAUCUGACUAGUAAGGGAUACUUUAAAACUCCAUUAAGUAUUAGGCUUAUCAAAAAUGUCUGGUGAUCAUAAAACCGUAAUCAAAGGCAACCCAUCCCAGUAUGUUAAGCUUAACAUUGGAGGGUCCCUUCAUUAUACAACCAUUGGAACUUUAACCAAACACGAUACUAUGCUGAGAGCUAUGUUUAGUGGCCGUAUGGAAGUGUUGACAGAUUCUGAGGGUUGGAUAUUGAUAGACCGCUGCGGAAAGCAUUUUGGAACAAUAUUGAACUUCCUGCGCGACGGAACUGUUCCACUUCCGGAGAGCAGUAAGCAGAUGGCAGAGCUGCUGGCUGAGGCCAAGUAUUAUUGCAUUGCCGAGCUGGCGGAAUCCUGUGAGCAAGCUCUAAUGAAGAAGGAGCGAGACACUGAACCCAUUUGCAGGGUUCCUCUUAUAACAUCACAAAAAGAGGAACAGCUGCUCAUUAAUUCAACAUCAAAGCCUGUUGUGAAGUUGUUGAUUAAUAGACACAACAACAAGUACUCUUAUACAAGCACAUCUGAUGACAAUCUGCUUAAAAAUAUAGAACUAUUCGACAAACUGUCCCUGAGGUUCAGUGGAAGGGUAUUGUUCAUCAAGGAUGUUAUUGGUUCAAGUGAGAUAUGCUGUUGGAGUUUCUAUGGCCACGGAAAGAAGGUUGCAGAAGUUUGCUGCACAUCAAUUGUGUAUGCAACAGACAAGAAACACACAAAGGUUGAAUUCCCAGAAGCACGAAUAUAUGAGGAAACUUUGAACAUUUUAUUGUAUGAGAACCGUACAGGACCUGAUCAAGAGCUAAUGCAGGCUACAUCCACAAGAGGAGCAGUUGCAGGAAUGUCCUCCUACACAAGUGAUGAAGAAGAAGAAAGGUCGGGUCUAGCAAGACUUCGCUCAAAUAAGCAGAAUAUCAUCUAGCGGUAGCUACCAGCUUGUCACCACAAGAAGGGUCGCAGGCUGCAUUAACCCAUGAAACUGUCAUACACGAGCUUGAGAAAAUGCUUGAUUAUGCAGAUAAUGCAAUGUGUCUAAUAUUUCAGUAACUUAUUACUAAUUUCAUUGUUGCUGAAAUGUCAUUACAGGUAUUAUGUAUGUGUCUGGUGUCUAAAAAUUAUCAUAUGGACGAUGAGCUGACUAUUGAAGUUUACAAAUCAAGAUACUAUUUAAACUGUAAUCCUUUAUUCACAUCCUUAGGUAUAUUUAAGAGACUGUAAUUAGUUGCUCAUAUCUAUACUACCCUGUGACUGUGUGGAACAUUACCUGUGAAUGGUCUUCCAAUUAUAGUAUGACUUUGUACCCCUGACUGAAAAGUAUUCUCCUGUACCCCGUUUUAAGGGUCCUUGACCAUAUUGAUUUGCUCAUGGAACCAGAAUUGAAUGCAUUUAUUCUGUUGUUGAUGAUGUGCACAUAGGAAGAUGUUUGUAAUUUUAAUAUACAUUACUUAUAACCAAAUUGUUGUGAAGCAGUCAGCUGUUUGAAAUUGCUUUGUGUUUGUAUGCUGUAAGUGUCAGUUUUGUGCCUAAACUUUGUUACUCAUGGCUGCAUUAAAACAAUUAUUAUUAAGUGUU
Molecule: messenger RNA, 1866 nt
Organism: Schistocerca serialis cubense
Lineage: Eukaryota; Metazoa; Arthropoda; Insecta; Orthoptera; Acrididae
Product: BTB/POZ domain-containing adapter for CUL3-mediated RhoA degradation protein 3
Exons: 5
Coding region: 338-1216 (292 amino acids)
Biological process (GO): protein homooligomerization
Molecular function (GO): protein binding
Source: RefSeq, a predicted model, not a curated record